Molecule: messenger RNA, 3020 nt
Organism: Ipomoea nil (Japanese morning glory)
Lineage: Eukaryota; Viridiplantae; Streptophyta; Magnoliopsida; Solanales; Convolvulaceae
Product: two-component response regulator-like PRR73
Exons: 11
Coding region: 349-2712 (787 amino acids)
Biological process (GO): cytokinin-activated signaling pathway; phosphorelay signal transduction system
Molecular function (GO): protein binding
Source: RefSeq, a predicted model, not a curated record
UGAGGAAUUUUAAUUUGCUUUACGUGUUAUUUUGUUGUUCUGGAUCUCUCCGAUUCAAAUUCUGUUAUUUCGUGCCCCGACAAAACUGGGGUUCUUCAAAAGCAAACAUUUUUUGGAUUUUCGUGUCCUGGAAAGAUGAAUUGUUAAUAUAGUAAAAAGGGCUGUUUCAAAUUGCUUAGCUCGUUCAAUUCAGAAAAUUUUUGAGCUGCCAAACACAAAUAAGUGGAAUUUUAUUGUUUAUUUUAUCAAGGAGCUGGUUAGUAGAAAGACUGGUAAUUUAUGUAACAACGGUUUUCUUGCGGACUAAAUCUGAAGCCUUAUUCAUCAUUCAUUUUUUGAAUCUGAUUGAUGAGGGGAGUUCGGGUGGAUGGCAAUGGUCCUCCACUUAAAGGGUUAACAGAAAUCAAUCACAGUGGUAUGCGGUCUGAGCAGAAUGGAGUAAGAGAUGGAGUUAAUGGUGAUGGACAUGGGCUCUCUGAGGAAGACGAGUCGAGGAUUAAUGAAGACGCUGAGGACAGAAAUGAUAUGCGCAGAGAUUUAAUGCAGGUGCAGGCUGUUCUUCAUACUCAGCAGCAACAGCCUCAAGGCCCUGUGGUUCGCUGGGAGCGUUUUCUUCCUCUUAGGUCCCUCAAGGUUCUGCUUGUGGAAAAUGAUGAUUCUACUCGUCAUGUAGUCAGUGCACUGCUUCGGAAUUGCAGCUACGAAGUUACAGCUGUUGCAAAUGGAUUUGAAGCAUGGAAAAUUUUAGAAGAUUUAACCAAUCACAUAGAUCUUGUUCUAACAGAAGUAGCCAUGCCAUAUAUGUCGGGCAUUGGUCUGUUAUCAAAGGUUAUGAACCACAAAACUCGCAAGAAUGUCCCUUUGAUUAUGAUGUCAUCUAAUGAUUCUAUGGGAGUAGUCUUCAAGUGUUUGUCAAAGGGUGCAGUUGACUUUUUAGUGAAGCCUAUUCGAAAGAAUGAGCUUAAAAAUCUCUGGCAACAUGUUUGGAGAAAAUGCCACAGUUCGAGUGGUAGUGGCAGUGUAAGUGGAAUACGUACCGAAAAGUCCACAAAAUGUAAAAGCAUUGAAGGGUCGGGGAAUAACAGCGACAGCAAUGAUGAGGAUGAGAAUGGAAGCAUUGAUUUGAACAUCAGGGAUGGAAGUGACAACGGAAGUGGGACCCAGAGUUCAUGGUCAAAACGGGCCAUUGAGGUGGAAAGCCCACAACCCAUGUUGCCUUGGGAUGAAUUACCUGAACCCCCUGACAGCACUUGUGCUCAGGUUAUUCAUUCCAGACCAGAAGCACAAAGUGCAAAUUGGGUUCCUACAAUUGCCACCAGAGAGUACCAAGAUGAGGAGGAUGAACAGGAAAAUGUUCCAAUGGGAAAGGAUCUACAGAUAGGAGUACCUAGGACUCCGGAUUUACAGCUUAAUGGUCCAACCAGUAAAGCAUUGGAUGGUGAUGCGAGUGCUAAGAAGGGAAAACUUGUGAAUGUAGACUCCUCAAAAGAUGACGAGAAAUUGAUUGGAAAGCUGGAGCUUAACAUGACUCGAAAGAAUGAGUUAAAGGACAAGGAUAAUGGUCAUGUAGCUGCCAUCGCCAUCAAAGAUAAUCCUCUGUUGGAAAUUACUGCCAAUGAUGUCCCCACUGAUCCAUCCAAGAUAACUAACACCAAAGAAAUAGCCACUUAUAACACCAAGGAGAUGCCAUCCCUUGAACUCAGUUUGAAGCAACACAGAGAAGUUGGAGAGACUGGAACCACAGUGCUAGAACGCAACGUACUGAGGCAUUCGGACCACCUUUCAGCUUUCUCAAGGUAUGGCACUACUUCAACUGCUAAUCAGGCUCAAACUGGAAAUGUGGGCAGCUGCUCUCCUGUUAAUAAUAGCGGCUCUGAAGCAGCAAAAACAGAAUCAUUGCAGAAUUUAAGAUCUAAUUCAAGCAGUAUGCCCAAUCAGCGCUCCAAUGGCAGUAGUAACAACAAUGAUAUGGGCUCAUCAACCAAUAACAUUUUUGUCAAGGCAGAGGCAUUUGCUGACAAGCCAAUCAAUAAAUCUUCUGCUGUGAAUGCACAUCCCUGCUCUGCAUUUCAGCCAGUUCAGCAAGGACAAAAUUCUUCCCUUCCAGGAAAAGGUGAUUCCGCCAAGGCAGCAUUGGCCCAGGCAAGGGCCAUGCAGCAGCAGCAGUAUCAAGUUCAGCAUCAUCAUCACCAUUACCAUCACCAUCAUCACCAUGUGCAUAACAUGCAGCAGCAGCAACAACAACAACAACAGCAGCAGCAACAACAACAGCAGCUCCUGAAUGAAGAUUCUUUGCCUUCUAGAAAAACUGUUGCAGAUGGAGCCGGACCCUAUAUGUUAGGUACACUGACAGAUGGAAAUACGAACUAUGGAAGUGCAUCGGGAAGUAACAAUGCAAGCAAUGGGCAGAAUGAAAGCAACACUGCUGUAAUUGCCGAGGAAACUAACAUGGCUACUGAAGAUGGAAUAGCUGGAAAAUGCACGGUUGGUGGAGAGAGUGGUAGUGGUAGCAGAAGUGGAGUAGACCAAUGUCGACAAGCACAAAGGGAGGCUGCCUUGAACAAGUUCAGGCAAAAGCGAAAAGAGAGGAACUUUGAUAAAAAGGUUCGAUAUCAAAGCAGAAAGAGACUGGCUGAACAGCGGCCACGCAUCCGAGGACAAUUUGUGAGCCAGUCCUCAGAUAAAACCAAAACAAAGGAUACAAAUUGCUGACCCCUGCCCUGUCGCUUGAUGGUGCAUGUGUAUUAUGUACAUGAUUAGCAUUGAUCGCAUAGAUAGGGAGGCAGCAGUUUCAUGUUUCUAAGAAUAAGACAUUUCUAAAGACUAGAAUGAGUGAAGAACCACUGAAAAAUGUAUUCUUGGGAACUUUUUUGUGUGGUUUAUAUGACUACUAGGUACUGAUUGAGGGUCAUGGACUACCCCCAAACUACUACUUGUAUUUCCUAAUAAAAUUCUUCAAUGUAAUGUGACGGAUGUCUCUAGUGUUUGUUGUUGUAAUGUAAUCUUCUAUUCUCCUUUAA